Molecule: messenger RNA, 1897 nt
Organism: Trifolium pratense (red clover)
Lineage: Eukaryota; Viridiplantae; Streptophyta; Magnoliopsida; Fabales; Fabaceae
Product: alcohol dehydrogenase
Exons: 8
Coding region: 424-1734 (436 amino acids)
Molecular function (GO): oxidoreductase activity
Source: RefSeq, a predicted model, not a curated record
ACACUAGACUUUAAAAUAAAAAAUACUAAAAUAUUUGUAAUAGAUAAUGCUAAAAUAAUUAAUGAUGAUUGAACAUUAAAAUUAAGGUUAAGGUUACAUAGGAUGAUGAUAGGUGACACGUCCUCUGGAUUUGGAUCUUUGCGUGUUGUUGAUUGAUUACUUAUACUUACUAUUUAUUUAUUUGUUAAUUAAGUGAGAACUCAUUGUUGCAUACAUUUUCUUCGGAUCAUUGUCAUAGUUGCAUUUGCAUGCUUAUCUAAAAAUAUAUUUUAGUACAAUAAUUACGAUAUUAAUAAUAUUAAUAUGACUUAGUAUAAUCCAUUGAAUUAAAAGCCACUAUACUAUGUGCUUUGUUUUGUUUUGUUUUAUUUGAGUAUCAGAGAGAGAGAAAGAGAUUGGGUUGAAUUUUGGAGAGAUUGAGAAAUGGCAUCCGCAAUUGUUCGUAGGAACAUCACCAACAACUUGAAAAGGUUGCCGUUAUUGUCUUCUUCUUGUUGGGGUUUCAACAACCAUAAUAAUAAUCAUUUGUUGAAUGUUGUUGAAGAACAACAUGGUGGUGGUAGUGGUAGCGUUUCCUUUCACGCAGAAGCUGGUGGUGUUGGAUUGCCAUCUUACAUGCGUGGAGCUGUUUAUUGGGAACCCAACAAACCUCUCACCAUUGAAGAAUUUCACAUUCCUCGCCCCAAAGCUGGUGAACUUCUCAUCAAAACCAAAGGAUGUGGAGUAUGCCACUCUGAUCUUCAUGUCAUGAAAGGUGAAAUUCCGUUUUCCAGUCCUUGUGUUGUGGGGCAUGAGAUUACUGGUGAAGUUGUUGAACAUGGACAACACACCGAUGCCAAAACCAUAGAAAGGCUUCCGAUUGGAUCUCGAGUUGUUGGGGCCUUCAUCAUGCCUUGUGGCAACUGUAACUAUUGUUCAAAGGGCCAUGAUGAUCUAUGCGAAGCCUUUUUUGCUUAUAAUCGAGCACAUGGAACCCUCUAUGAUGGUGAAACUCGACUAUUUCUUCGAAGCAGUGGAAAACCGGUAUUCAUGUAUAGUAUGGGAGGGCUUGCUGAAUACUGCGUUGUGCCGGCAAAUGCAUUGGCUGUAUUACCAAGCUCAAUGCCAUAUACCGAGUCUGCAAUUUUAGGAUGUGCUGUUUUUACUGCUUAUGGUGCUAUGGCUCAUGCAGCUGAAGUUCGCCCGGGCGAUACUGUUGCUGUUAUUGGAACUGGGGGUGUUGGUUCUAGUUGUUUGCAGAUAGCUAGAGCAUUUGGUGCCUCAGAUAUAAUUGCUGUCGAUAUUCAGGAUGAUAAGCUAGAGAAAGCAAAGACACUUGGUGCAACUCACACAAUAAAUUCGGCAAAGGAAGAUCCCGUUGAAAAGAUACUUGAAAUUACUGGUGGAAAGGGUGUUGACGUUGCUGUGGAAGCCUUGGGGAGACCACAGACAUUUGCUCAGUGCACACAAAGUGUGAAGGAUGGAGGAAGAGCCGUGAUGAUUGGACUAGCAAAAGCUGGUUCUUUAGGAGAGGUGGAUAUAAAUAGACUUGUUCGCAGAAAGAUAAAAGUUAUUGGUUCAUAUGGAGGCAGGGCUAGGCAAGAUCUUCCAAAGUUAAUUAGAUUGGCAGAAACAGGUAUCUUUGACCUUGGCCAUGCUGUUUCAAGAAAAUACACUUUUGAGGAGUCUGGCAAAGCAUUCCAGGAUCUCAACGAAGGAAAUAUCAUUGGUCGAGCUGUAAUUGAGAUAGUAUAGCUCUACACGACCUUUGAGCAAUGGCAACUAUGUCUCUGUCUAACACAUUGGAGUGGAAAAGGUGUUGGUGUCCUGAGAACACAUAUAGGUGUCUUGUGUUAUCUGUCCUGAUAAAAUAACUGAUUGUAAGGACAUUUUCAAAUAAAAACUUAUUUUUGUGUCA